Molecule: messenger RNA, 8021 nt
Organism: Esox lucius (northern pike)
Lineage: Eukaryota; Metazoa; Chordata; Actinopteri; Esociformes; Esocidae
Product: fibrillin-2
Exons: 24
Coding region: 30-7814 (2594 amino acids)
Biological process (GO): cell-matrix adhesion
Molecular function (GO): calcium ion binding
Source: RefSeq, a predicted model, not a curated record
CACUGCUCAGUCAGGUGUUUGUUUGUGCAAUGCUGGGAUACUGUGUGUUUGCCGAUACUUUGAGUGAGUGUGAAUCGCUGGGAAGUAAAUGCCACAUUUACGCUGAAUGCCUCAAAACCAAAACGGGGGACUUUGUUUGUGUGUGUCGAAACGGCUACCAGGGAAAUGGCCUGCAAUGUGUUGACAUUGACGAGUGUGUUAGCGGCAUCCACAGCUGCCACACAAAGGCCCGCUGCAGCAACACGCCAGGAAACUACAACUGUGUGUGUCUGGACGGCUACUUCGGCGACGGCUUCCAAUGUCAGGACAUCAACGAAUGCCAAACCAAGAACGGGGGCUGCCACGCCAACGCCACCUGCACCAAUAAAGAUGGAGGGCGAGACUGCAAGUGCAAGGGGGGCUUCAACGGCGAUGGGUUUCAGUGCACGGACAUCGACGAAUGCGCAAACCAUGGCAUCUGCCACUGGAACGCCACUUGUACUAAUAAUCCCGGCUCAUAUGUGUGUACCUGUAACGCGGGUUUUAAGGGAAAUGGGAACUACCUGUGCCUGGAUAUAGAUGAGUGUUCAGAGACACCCGGCGUCUGCUCCACCUCCUUUGGCUACAAAGGUUGUAAAAAUCUGCCUGGAUCCUACCAAUGCACUUGCAGCCCCGGCUACCAAGGCAACGGGCAGACCUGUGUGGACAUUGACGAGUGCGCUGCUAACAUCUGUAGCGUCUACGCCGUCUGUGUCAACCUGCCUGGCUCAUACCAGUGCACCUGCUUCGAAGGACUCACCGGGAACGGGUUGACCUGCCGGGACAUCAACGAAUGUAACGGGGAGAACGCAUGUGACACCAACGCAAACUGUCUCAACGUGCUGGGCAGCUACGAAUGCGCAUGCCGCUCCGGAUAUCGAGGGGAUGGAAAAAAGUGCACGGACAUUGACGAGUGUUCCCUGCCUAAUGUCUGCCCCGCUUCCGCAGCGUGUGUCAACACCAGGGGCUCCUUCUACUGCGACUGCGGCACGGGCUACACCUUUAACGUCUCGUGCGUAGACGUGGACGAGUGUGCCACCGGGCGCUGUAGCCCCUUCGCCAGUUGCACCAACUUCCCGGGCUCUUUCACCUGUGAGUGCCGGGUCGGGUACAGGGGCAAUGGCAUCACUUGCGAGGACCUGGACGAGUGCUCCAUGGCACAGCAGUGCCACUCCAAUGCUGUCUGCACCAACCUGGUGGGAACGUUCAACUGCAGCUGCCAGCCGGGCUACUCCGGAGACGGGCUGACCCAGUGUACGGAUGUGAACGAGUGCCUGGUGGACAACGGAGGUUGCCGUAACAAAGCGACCUGCGUCAACAGCAAAGGCUCCUUCACAUGCCUGUGUCCGCCCGGGUUCGAUCUGGUCAACCGCACCGUCUGCCUGGAUAUCGACGAGUGCCAGGUCCUGAAGGAGCCGUGCCGCCUGAACGAGCGAUGCUCCAACACAGAGGGAGCUUACGAGUGCACCUGCCACGCGGGCUUCGCGCGACCCACGGGGUCCGUGGUCUGCACGGAUGUAGACGAGUGCAGAAUACAAAAUCCCUGCCACCCCAACGCCACGUGUUUAAACACAGUGGGCUCUUACACCUGUACCUGUAAGCGUGGCUUCACAGGCAACGGCUCCAGGUGUACAGAUGUAGACGAGUGUGCUCAAAAUGACAUCUGCCACCCGCGUGCUCUGUGUACCAAUGUCCCUGGGGGCUACUCCUGCGCCUGCCAGCCGGGCUUCACCGGCGACGGCUCCUUGUGCCAGGACGUGGAUGAGUGUGCCCUUCCUAGCACCAGCCGAUGCCCCCCCAUCUCCAAGUGCCUCAACUCCCCCGGAGCUUACGUAUGUUCAUGUAUGAAUGGAACAGUGGUGGCUAAUGAUACCUGUGUGGCCCCUAGUCCUCAGUGUGCCCCUGCCUGCCACACUCACGGGCUCUGCCACCGCUCGCCCGCUGGCUACCAGUGCGUGUGUGACUUGGGUUUCAUCGGCGAUGGACUCACCUGCUCUGAUGUAGAUGAGUGUCAGCAGGAAAUGUGCCCCCAGAAGGAGAUGGAGUGUGUGAAUAGUCCGGGCUCGUUUGACUGUGUCUGUAAGGUUGGUUACAGACUGAACGAGGCAAACUGCCUUGACGUGGAUGAGUGUGAGUCUGGAGACCUGGAGUGCAGUAAGUUUGCCAAGUGUGUGAACACCAUGGGGAGUCACCAAUGUUUCUGUCUCCGUGGUUUUACUGGCAAUGGCAAGAAUUGUUCCGACAUUGAUGAGUGCCAAACCCAACAUGGAAGCUGCCACCCCUUUGCCAGCUGUUUAAACACGGCCGGAUCGUUCGACUGUACCUGCCCGCCUGGCACAGAGGGUACUGGCUUUGAGUGCCAGGAUGUAGACGAGUGUGCUGAAAACUCAUCCCUGCCUCACAACUGCAGUCUCCUGGCUCUGUGCAACAACAUGGAGGGUUCCUACCACUGUAUUUGCCAAGAGGGGUUUCAGGGGGACGGCUUCUUCUGUGAGGAUGUGAAUGAAUGUCUCUCACCCUUGACAUGCAAGGGGAACAUGACCUGCCACAACACCCCUGGGGGAUAUAACUGCACCUGCACCCUGGGCGUGACCUACGACACGGGCACGUGUGUGAGCGAGGAGGACUGCCUGGAUGCCAGCAGCUCGUGCCACCCUCAAGCAGCGUGCCAACACAACCAAGGCUCCUUUUACUGCCGCUGCUUGGACGGUUUCCACGGCAAUGGCACGGUGUGCCGGGACGUGGACGAGUGUCGCCAGUCGGGGCGGGAUUACUGCCCCGAGUUCUCCGACUGCUUCAACACAUACGGUUCCUACACAUGCGAAUGUUGGGACGGUUACCAGGACGACGGGGCUCGCUGUGUGGACGUGGAUGAGUGUGCAGCCGGGAGCUACACCUGUCCUGACAACAGCACCUGUUCCAAUGUGGAGGGUGACUACCGAUGCCCCUGCGACCUGGGGUUUCUGGCGAGUAACAACACUCUCUGUCUGGAUGUUGACGAGUGUGCUUUGGGGCUGAAGCUGUGCCCAAAUGUCUCUGAUUGCCAGAAUACACCCGGCUCUUUCGCCUGCGACUGCUGGCAAGGGUACCGGGCAAAUGGCACAGCUUGCGACGAUGUCGAUGAAUGCCUGGACGACACCGCCUGUCCAGCGAACGCCGCCUGUGUCAACACCUACGGCAGCUUCCUCUGUCCAUGCGACGUCGGGUUCUUCGGUGUGCACGGUCACUGUGAGGACAUCCAGGAGUGCUUGUUCCCCAGCAACGGGCCGCUGUGCACCGACGGAACGUGUGUGAACACCGUGGGUUCAUUCUUUUGCUUGUGCGACAAGGGCUUCUGGAGCAACGACACGGAGUGUGUGGAUGUGGAUGAGUGUUCUGAGGCUUACUCCAACUCGUCUGUCUCCGUCUGCCCGCCCUACUCCACCUGCAUGAACCUCCACGGCUCCUACCGCUGUCCCUGCGCCGACGGCUUCACCCCAAAUGGCCCAGCUUGCCUGGAUGUAGAUGAGUGCGGGCCCCUCGGCGGAGCUCCCUGCAUGGAGCAUUCUGUGUGCAAAAACACAAUUGGCUCCUUCCUGUGUUCCUGUUUGCCCGGGUACCAGCCGCGGGCACAAGGCAAUGAAACGGCGUGCGAGGAUAUCGAUGAGUGCCUCUUUAACUCCACAUGUCGAGGUGACCACAUGUGCGUUAACUUGCUCGGGACAUACCGCUGCGAAUGCCCCGACGGUUACCAUGAGGAAGAGGGAGCGUGUGUGGAUACGGACGAAUGUGGGAACGGUAAUGGUGAACGGGCGUGUCACCCCUCGGCUGGCUGCUGGAACACCCCCGGCUCCUUCGCCUGCCGCUGCCCCCAAGGUCAUGAGGGCGACGGCACCUGGUGCAGGGACGUUGACGAAUGCUCCGGCCCGACGGCGCCCUGUCAUAAACGUGCCCUCUGCUCCAACACGCCCGGGUCGUUCCUGUGCGCGUGCCCGCCCGGUCUCCUGGGCAUUGGGAACCUGUGCGUGGACCUGGAUGAGUGCCAGCAGAACAACGGAGGAUGCCACCCUGCUGCUUCCUGCUCUAACUCCGUGGGGGGAUUCAGGUGUCAGUGUGCCCACGGCUGGGAAGCCAGGGGGCAGAGUGGGGGGCAAGGAGGGUGUGUUGACCAGGAUGAGUGUGUUUCACCCAAUGCCUGCCCCGCACACACGUCCUGUAGAAACUACCCAGGAUCCUUCAACUGCUCCUGUACCUCUUAUAGCAUCUGUGCCGAGCUGGCGAAGAAGGAGAGCAAUCUAUACCCAUUUGGUGAUGAGGUGGGAGACAGAGAAUUAAAGUUGGAUGCAGAAGAUGGGAACUCUCCCUACAUCACGCCACCGAUAGGAUUUCUCUUCAUGGGAAAGCUGUUUGAUCGGGUCUAUUUCUCAGAUAAUGGACUUGUCCAGUUCCAGUCAGUUAGUCAGAACGAGCAGUUCCUUUUUCCUACACCCUUUCCUAAUGGUUUCCGCGGCAAUGAGAGCCUAGCCUUGUUGGCUGUUUUCUGGGAUGAUGUUGACCUCACCCUUGGGGAGGGGAAGCUAUUCUUUCAGGAAUACCACACGCUGAAUAUGUCAGAUAUAUAUUCCCAAAUUGUCUUCAACCGUACAGCGGAGGAUGUGACACUGUAUGAGGAAAACCACAACAAAGCACCAUUCACCCCCGCUUGGAUUCUAAAGAUCACCUGGGAUCAUGUCAUGGCUGUCUCAUACCAGAAAAUCAACAAUUCUGAGACCAACACCUUCCAGUGCAUCCUGACUACGGAUGGGCAACGCUCCUUCGCCCUGAUACACUUCGGGGAAAUGCGUUGGGGUCCUGGCCAGAGGAUCCACCAUGAUGCCCUGACAGGCUACACUGACGGUAAAAGCCACUUCUUCAACGAGAACACAAAGUCAGCCAACCGGUUUGGCCCAGGUGGGCGGUAUAGGCCCCAGGAAGUGUUAGGGAACACAGGAAAGCUGGGAAAACUGGUGUAUGACCUGACGGGCCCCACAGAGCUUGAAUGGGACCCCGAGGUGAGGUGCCAGGCAUGGGCCAUGAAGGAGCCUGAGCCGAAGGACUGGGCCACAGGGGUGCCAUCGUGCCCCUGUACCCGGGCACAAGCAAUGGAACACCUGGCCUUCGGGCCAGAGACCCUGCCUGCCAACUUGCUGGACCGGACACGGGUACAAGAGCUACGGGGAAUGCGCUGGGGUGGUAGCGGGGGGGACGUCUUCCAGUCCAUCCUGACCAAUAGGUACGGAUCAGGGAAGAGAUGCGUGUAUGAUCUGGAAGGUCCGCUGUUGGCCGGAUACAGUGAGCGCUAUUUCUCUGGAGCCACCGCACAGAAACACAUAGAUGAGGAUCUCCUUCCAUUCCAAAGGUGUUGCAUCCAGGCUGCUCUGUGCCACCUUUAUCUGGCCAAGAGACCCCUGGAUCGUUGCCAAGGUUACGGCUGGUUGAAACCUGACUCCAGUGUACCAGCGGCCAAGGCAACGCAAGGCAUUGGCAUGGUGUACGGCAGCCUUCAUUUCAUCACCUUCGAUGGGACUGAUUACUCCUUCAAGGCCCUGGGCCAGUUUGUCAUUAUGCGCCUGUCCUCCUACACGGGCUCCAACACCUUCACCUUGCAGGGUGAGACGGGACAGCUGGUGACCCACGGUCAGGCCAGACAGGUCCCCACCAUGGUGAGGAUGGCUGCCUUCCACCAGGGCAUUGGCAAGGUGGAGUGGCAGUGUGCAGAGUCAGGAGAUGGACUGAAGGUCCUGGUGGACGAUAUAGAGGUUCCAGUCUCUGUCGGUGUAGUACAUAUGGGCAAGGAAGGCUUUGCGGUGCGCUGUACCUUGGUCAGUCGAUGCGCGGCGGUGUACGCUGGGGGGCUCCAUGUGACCGUGAUGAGGGUUGCUGGAGGAGGAUGUCAGCAGGCUGCUCUGGUGGAGGUCCCCCAGACCUUCUACAACCGUACCGUGGGCCUACUGGGCCUCUGGAGCUCUAACCGCACUGAUGACUUCCUGCAGUGUAACGGAAAGCUAUUGGUUCCCCCGAAAAACAACUCUCUCUCAGAGGAGAGCCUCCAUCUCUUCGGCCUGUCCUGGGCAGUGCCCGGUCCGGAGAGCCUGCUUUUCUCCACCGCUCACUCUGAUAGUUUUACUCCAGUCUCCACCAAUGAACUGAUGUCGACAAGUCCAGCUGUACUAGACCAGUUGACAAAGACAUGUCAGGGCAGUUUGCAUUGUGUCCAUGACAUCCUGGCAUCUAAUAACACUGACCUGGGCCUGCAGAGUCUAAAGUCCCAGGAACUGUACCAAAACCUGGCUACACUGUUCGGGAACUUGCCUCCCAUUGUGACGGAGCCCACAGUGAUCCGUUGUAAGGUCAAUGCCACCUUGAAUGUGACAAUCAGUGCAGAAGAUGCCAACCUAGACCCUAUAAGCUUCUCACUGCUCCUCCCCAGACCACCAAAAGCCUCCAUUGGGAAAAGUGAUGGCAUUUUGACCUGGACCCCCCUGGACAUCCAGCCUGUCUACCUGACCAUCAGAGUGACCGACCAGCUGUCCAGCUCUCAGUUCACCCCCAUCCUGCAGGUGUGCAACUGCUUCAAUGGGGGCACCUGCCAAUACAACACCAUAGUGGACAACAAUCUGCAGGGGAAGUUUCAGGUGGUUGGCUGUCUAUGUCCUAAGGGCUUCAGUGGGAAAUUCUGUGGCAGUACCACCGACGUGUGUAAAGGGAUGCCAUGCUUCCCAGGAGUGCAGUGCCAGUCCCUGCCUCAGUUCCAGGGAGAGACAAACCAGUUCACCUGUGGAGAAUGCCCCCUACCAACCGUCUCCAAGAACAAGCCGGGAUACAAGUGCUUUGUGAAUGACUUCUGCCUCCCUCCCUUCCCCUUUCCCUGUCACAUGAUGGCCACAUGCCUCAGCUCUGGGUACAGCUACACCUGCAAGUGCAUGCCUGGCUUUACUGGGGAUGGACGCAACUGCACAGACAUAAAUGAGUGUUUGGACCCCGCAACUUGUCCCAACGCCAAAUAUGAGUGCGUGAACCUGCCGGGGUCCGUCCAGUGCACCUGUCGCUACCAGAGCACCGAUGACAACGAUGACUGUGGGGACUCUGCAAACCCACCAGGGUUCAAUGUCUUCAAUGUCUCCUUGGGCUGGAAUAGUCGGUUGUCCGGAGAAGAGGGGGUGAAAAAGAUGGUCAGAAUUCUUUCCAUGGGCUUCCAGAACAAGUUCUACAAUGCUUGGAUGGUAAAGCAGAUGCAGGGCUCAGGUCUGGAGGAGUACAGGAUCAACAUGUCCAGUGACACGCCCCACUGGUACAUCAAAGACUACCUGAACCGCGUGAGCACCUACCACGACAUCAGAACUGCUGAGGUCAUAGACUUGGAUGAGUGUCUGUCAAACCAGACUGUGUGUAGGCAUCCUUCAAUUUGUGCCAACACCUACGGUUGGUACAAGUGUGUGUGCAGCGGUAUGAGCGAGGAGGACAACACAGAAUCCUGCAUUUUCGAGAAGGGUGCUGGGAACAGGACGGUGUCAGACAAGACAAAGGAUAAGACAUCCCUAAUCGUUGGCCUGGUUCUGGGUAUCGUGGUCCCUCUGCUCUUCCUCCUGGCUGCCCUCGCCUAUUUCUGCUGCUCCCCCAAGCCCAUCAUAAUCCCUCAUCAGUCAGCAGAGCAGGACCCUCCCCCCCCCUUCAACUACUCAGACCCGUCUCUGCACUACAAAGUCCACGUCAGCCCGCGCCUCAUCGACAACCUCCCACCCAGGAAGUGUCAGAAUGCACGCUUCCACCACGCUUAAGAGGGACGUGGUGAUUGUGCGAUGUUUGUUUAGUUAAGAUAACAUAUAAAUAGGUUAUAUUAUUUAUACUGCAGUGUGUGACAACCCAAUGCUUUCAGCUGGUGAGUUGUCGAAGCCCAAUGUAUUUCAUCAUACAACUGAAGCAAUUAUUCUCACAUACUGUGGUCUGUUUGUCAAACAAUGGACAGACACCCAAGGUGAUUACAA